Messenger RNA from Myodes glareolus (Bank vole), 5600 nucleotides. NCBI's taxonomy places the organism in Eukaryota, Metazoa, Chordata, Mammalia, Rodentia, Cricetidae. The record is from RefSeq and is a predicted model, not a curated record.
UCUCUUCCCUGGCCGGCCUCUCAAGCCGCCCGCCCGCUGGGCCUUUCACCUUCUGGCAAAGCCAGGGAAUAGCGGUCGCGGCGGGGCCUGGGGCGCAGCACACUCCCGCUAGCCCGGCCUCGCCUCGCAGGCCCCGGGGCCGAACGCCAUCCCAGGGGCGAGGCCUUCGGGCCACACUCCCGCCUUCCCGGAUUUAGGGCGAGUCCUUCCCGGGACUCUGAAGCGGCCCGGGACGGGGAGCGAGCGCGGGCUGGGGCCUCGCCUCUCCGAGGGAUGCAGGGGAUGGAGGCGGCAGUGAAGCCUGCGCGCCGCGCUCAUUUUCCUGACUUAGAGCAUCGGUGCUGCUAGAAGCGGAGGGCUCGAUAACUGUCUUCCGGGAAGACCGUCCAGAGGCCUUCACCGGGAGCGUCAUGUUCUUUAAAGUCUGCAGACAAGGAUGUCUGGAGUGCAGUUCCAGAGUUUACCGGCCCUGAAGAUCUUUGGGUUUUACUGAAAGGGCUCAUGUUACAAUCCCAACCCUGGCCUCUGGAUUGGACCUCAGAGGAGAAGAGGUUGAGACCUGCUGCUGUAGGUGAUCCGGUAGAGGAGAUGACUGCUGUCCUAAAGACAAUCCUUAAACUUCACAGAGUUACUUCCGUGAAACUUGAUUUAUAUCCCCGAAAAGCAUAUAAACUGAAUGUAAUAAAUGACUGUAGAAGUUAACCCUUUAAGAACAUCUUGUGGUGGAUCCUUAUUGUGUGAAGGGAGUAAUUAGCUCCUAAUCUGUUGUUUAUGCAUGGAUUCCUUAUCCACGGAGUUUACUUCAUGUGGGACACAUCUAGACAUAGGAUGAUUCCUCAGAGUGACCUGACAGAGUAACCGUUAAGACCCAGGAGCAUGUACAAGCAUCCAGGCCAGGGAGCAGAACACCCAGCACCAUGCAAGUGACUCCAACUGUGGCCAGAAAUGGUCCAGAGCAGCCGGACAGCGGACCUCUCCCAGGACCCACGCUCUGCCUCCGGGGAGACCGGAUGCCUAGCCUGGUAGCUCCCAAGCCUCCCCGGACAUGGAAGCUGCAGCUCCAAGGCCCCUCUGUGCUCGAGUCCAAGGUGAAGGCCUUGAAGGAGAAAAUGACAGCAAGGAAACAGGGGGCAAAUCCCUGCCUCACUUCCUAUGAGCGUCCACCGCCCCCCAAAUCCAAGUGCUGCCAAGUCAAGCCCGAAGCUGUCGGGAGCCUACUUGAGGGCUCUUCUGAACUACCAGAUACCCCGGUGGUUACCCAUGCUCAGAACCAGAUUGAUGGGCAGCUAGACAGCAGUGUUAAUGAGAAGAAACCUGCCAGGAAUGGUGGAUCCAGGCCAUCUACCCCUGGCCUCGAGAGUUGCAAUGGACAAAGCCUGUGGUCUCCAGAAGCAGCGUGGCUGCUGGCUGAUCAUGAGGCUGGCCCGGCACCAGGAUCUGGCUCUUUACAAGAGGGCCCCAACAACCAGGUUUCUGUGGGCCAGCCAGAGGGGCCUGGUCCCUGCAAAACCACCCACCUGAGCAGCCUGAAGAAGAGAAGACCCUACCCACUUGGAGCUGGGGUGGUGACAGAGAGAGAUCUAGACAACAGAGCCCUAACAACCUCCAGGGAGCACUUAGUCCCCAGAACAGACCUGCCAGAGAUGUUCCGGAGAGCUGGUGGCCUAGAGGCACAGGGCACUGGGACAAACGCUUUGUCCCUGUCUGAACAGGUGGAAAAGAACCGCCUCCUACUGCAGGAGAUGCUGAAAGUUUCCAGACAGAGUUCUUCCACGGUGGGAAGCCCAGACUGCACUCCAUCCUGGGACAGGGCUGCAUCAGAGAGACCAGCGGGAGACGUGGACUGGGACUCGGGCACCCCCCUGCAGGACUCAGGUCAGAGCAGGAUCUGCGUUCCCAAGCUGGAGCCUGUUCUGAGUGCCAGGUAUGAGGGAUCCAAGCAUCUGACUCAGCAUGCUCGCAUGAAGGCCAGGACUCAACCACUCCGAGCCAGCCAUGAUAUUGUGCCCACCAUUGCUCAGGGCAGCCGAAAUGGCCAAAGCAGUCCAGCUCUGGAUGUCAGGAGCAGCUCUGCCUCCAGAGAGAGCCUCCAGAAUGGGAACCUGAGUGACUCUUCCGAUGUGGAGUCUGGCAAUGGGCAGUGGCCCAAGCAGGGAAUGCCGCUGUCUCAUGUCCGUUUUGAAGAUGAGUCUGCCCACGAGGCUGAGUUCCGGUACCUGGAACGGCGUCAGCAGCGCCAGCGUCAAGUGUUAAGCACAGUGCUACCAGCUGUGGGCCAAGGACCUCUGCGCUCCAAGCCUGACUUAACCAACUACAUUAACCAUAACAUGGGGAACAGUGCAUUCCACAGGCCUAUGGGCUCCCUGGACCACAGUGAUUUCCCUGCACCACCAUCGAUAUGGGACAGUGAGAGGACGUGCCCAGCCUGUGGCAGCUGUCUUGAGGAGCGUUGCCCUGCUGAGGGGAGAGCAACGCCUGACCUGAGGGUCCUCCAGGGUCUCCAGGCAACCUGUGAGCAGACAUUGCUGCUGGGACCCUGUAAUUCCCAUGACUUGAGCUCCCCAUUCCCAGGGCACCACACAGAAUGGAUCCGGGAAACACACAUCACAGACACUGUUGCCACGCAUCCUGAGGAGGGGGACUCUGUCCUCAACAGCACCGUCAAUUCAGAUAGCUGGACUGACAUUAAGGAUGCCAGGACCUCUCAGCUCAGCAGGGCAGGUGGGCAGACACAAGGCAGCAGCCCCCAACAGUGGCACUGUGACUCUAGACCUCAGGAAGGCCCCAGGUGGCCCAGGACUGAGGUGGAGCUGCCCUGGGAGCUUCAGGCCUGGCCUCACCUACAUGAGGUUGGUGAUGUGGUUGUAGGAGGGGAGAUAAAAGGAGCCACAGGACACAUUCCCCAGGGGACUUUGUUUGUAAAGGAAGAUGCUGAGCCCAAACCUGCCUCCGAACCCAAGAGGUCUUGGUCCCAGGGGCAUCUUGGACUACAGUUAGGAAAUCACCAGACCCAGCCUGAGGAUUCCUGGACUACAUGCAGGACAGCUUAUGCUGUGUCAUCUUCCAAGAAGCUUGGGUCCUCAGGGUCAGGUCAACCAGACCAAGUGUCUGAAAGCCACGAGUCUCUGGAACCUGCGUGCACUUCUUCUCUCCAAGGAAGUCCUGAGGAGCCCUCUGCACCUCACCCAGCCCUGCAGCCAACUUUGCCCCUCUCCCUUGAAGGCUGGGCGCCAACCCCUCCCUCUUCAAAGAAAUCCUUCUGCCCGAUGCCUCUGAGGAAGUCAACCUGUACUAGACAUCACAGGCAGGAACUCCAGGUUGAGCAUAGGGAUAUCCCCUUGCCUCUGUCCCCUCCAAGAAUCUCAGUUCACACCUCGCCCCAGACCCAACCCAACAGGCCCCGUGUCAAGCAUCCACUACUGGACCUGUCUGCCAGCACCAAUGGCAGUGUCCCUCUGUGGCUGCAGGAGCCCCGAGGAGCAGCUGUCCCCAAGAGUAGAGCUGACAGGGAGUACUGCUGCCAGGAGCCUGGACCGCCCCUGGAGAGUGACAGAGAUGGAACACUCUGGGACUCUCUCCAGUCAGCAGAUGUCGCCACUGUCAACUCUACAGCCGUCACCCUUUCCCUCACCUCAGAGGAGCCUGGGUGCCCCCUGGAGUCACACAGGACAGAAUCCAGCUCUGGCGGCCACAUGCCCACUGGAGUAUCACCUGAGGCCAGCGCAGGGCACGCACCACCCUCAGCUGCCCAUUCUGAUGGGAGCAAGAAAAGGAGGAGCAGUAUCUCCUCUACCCUGGGGCUCAAAAAACUCUUCUCAGCCCUGGGCCACACCCCCCGGGCCAGACUGGGCACAUCCCGGAGCUACAGUGUGGAACAGCUGCAGCCCUCAGCACUGGCUCCCCAGACCAGUACCUCCAAAGUGAAGAGAGCCCCGUCAUUGCAGAUCCUGCAUCUGGUGUCACCCUCUCAUCAGCAUCGGAAAGCAACUUCCUUCCAGAACCUCCAUUCUCUGCUAGGCGGCAAGGGAGAUCGGUCCAGCCUCUACCUGGUAGAGGGGUCAGAGGACCCCAGUACAUCGAGCAGGCCAGCCAGAGCCUUUCCCCAUCGUGCCCUCAGCGUGGAAGAUGUGGGUGCCCCUAGCCUGGCUCGCACUGUGGGCCGGGUGGUAGAGGUGUUCCCAGAUGGCACGAGUCAGCUGCAGCUGCAACGACCCCCAGAGGGCACUUUUGGUUUCUGUGUGGCCUACGGCAAUGGUCGUCGAGACUCAGGACUCUACGUGCAGGCCAUGGCUGACCGGGAUACUGCCAAGCUGUACUCGGGGCUGCUUGGAGUGGGGGAUGAGAUCCUGGAGGUGAACGGGGCCAAGGUUGCUGGGCUGGGCUUGGCUCACAUCAAGGAGCUACUGGCUCGUGUGGAGAGCUUGUCAAUCCGUGUCUUGAGACAGAGGCCUGUUCCCCAGUGACCCAGAAGUACUGUUGCCUCCAUCGACACUCCCUUAGAAGCCCUGACCCCCACACUGCGGGGGGUGGGGGCUGGGAAUGCACUACUCAGAGAUAAUUUGUGGCUGGAAAAUGCGGUUCGCAGAUCAGGGUGGCAUCUAGUUGUCUGGGCUGUGGCAGAGCUGCUCUGAUCUGACCUGCAGAAAGACGCGAAGAGCCUGUUUAUACAUAGCCGUUAAGGUCACUAAUUUAUGCAGAUCUGGGGAAAGAAAAUAAUGGUCUUUUUCCACGACAGAAGUGGUAGCAGCAGGAUGUGUCCCUUUGUUGGAGGGAGAGGAGAGCGAAUGACUGUCUCCUUGGGUUGGUCCCUGAGAGCUGGCCUCACGCCCUGGGUCACACUCACUGAAAAGCCUCCUCAGCCCCCAGCACACCAGAGACAAAGUGGCCUCAUGGGCCUUGUUUAGUCUCUUUCAGCUGUGACUUGCCUGGUUCCCCUGUGCCUGCACCUUUGCUCCUGAUCCAGAAGGGGCUCAGUGUCUUGGCACAGCAUGGCAGCCAGGAGUGCAGGUUCCAAAUCAAGCGCUGGGAAAUGCGGCUGUCAAGAGUUCUGAGCCCGCUCUGGGUAUGUAGACAUCCGAGAGGUUCUGAGAGCCAGAAUGUUAAGUUCUGAGCCCCCUCUGGGUAUGUAGAUAUCCGAGAGGUUCUGAGAGCCAGAAUGUUAAGAAAUUCUAGGAAAUUUUUAUGAUCAACACCAAAAAAUGAAGUUGAAUAAAUGAAUGAAACUAUUGCCAUUUUAAGUAAGUGUGGACAUGGUACUAAGGGUGCAGGAGUGGAGCCCAGCCAGUCCAGCCAGCCCUUUGGCGCCACCCCUGCCUAGCCCGUGGCUGCUGCAGCCUGGCCUGGGCGGGCCUUGGUCUUUGUUCUCUUGUCCAGCUUGGAGACAGGGCUGCAGCUGGUGUCUGGCUGUCCCCCAGCUGCAGGAUUCCUGUCCAGACCUCCCUGGUGGCAGCUGUGGGUGGGCAGCAGGCAGGGAGGCUCUGUGCUGGGGGUGACCAUCCCACCUAGGCACAGCCUGCCCAAGGGGUCAGGACUCCGUAGAUGUAUGGACAGGUGUCAGUCUUAAAUUAUUAAAAUAAAAAGCUGAAGCUGCUUCCAUUGGA